Messenger RNA from Hippocampus comes (tiger tail seahorse), 3835 nucleotides. RefSeq names its product protein phosphatase 2, regulatory subunit B, gamma a (gene ppp2r2ca). Bases 609 to 1964 code for a protein of 451 amino acids. The transcript is spliced from 10 exons. Gene Ontology annotation, cellular component: protein phosphatase type 2A complex. NCBI's taxonomy places the organism in Eukaryota, Metazoa, Chordata, Actinopteri, Syngnathiformes, Syngnathidae. The record is from RefSeq and is a predicted model, not a curated record. Gene Ontology annotation, molecular function: protein binding; protein phosphatase regulator activity.
GAGGGCUCUGGAAGGCCAUCGGCUUUGUGAUUGGCUGCCGAUAGAGGAGGCUGCCAUGACACAGUGGAUGCUGCACAGGAUCACUUCAGCAGCAUCAUUGCACAGUGAAUCCACAUCCUCCUUGCUGUUCCCCUCUCGUGUUCAUUUUCCUCCACCUUUUCCUCCCCUCUUCUCACCGCCACUCUUUCUCCCCCCCUGUCAUCCUCUCUCAGGCACACUGCGGAGGACCUUCACACGGCGUCAGGAAUAUAGCAGCCACGGCAGCUGCCUGCCUUCUGACAUGCCUAUUCUUUAUCUUCAUCACCAGCAAUCACAUUCAUUUGUCCACUCCCCUACCUGCCAAUUUUUUCUCCUCGAUCCUUUCUUCCACUGUUUUCCACAUUCCGGCAUCCUUAAACUUCACCCCUCAAGCUCAUUAUCCAUCUCCAUCUGCUCGCUACUACCUUUCCCAUUUCCCCCUGGCCUGCUGGUUACCCAGGAUGCCUUGUUCCAGGCCCCAACGCUAGGCCUUAGCAGCAUGGGCGGAGCCUGGGUGGGAAGCGAGAGAACGGAUCGGACCCUUCCCCUCAGGACGGGCACGCUGGCGGGUCACCCUCCUUCAGCUUCAGAUGGGCGAGGACGCUGAGAGCCCCAAGAUCAACCACACCUUCCUACGAGACUAUGUCACUGAAGCUGAUGUCAUCUCCACGGUGGAGUUCAACCAGACAGGCGACCUACUGGCCACGGGGGAUAAAGGAGGCCGAGUGGUCAUCUUCCAAAGAGAAACAGAGUCUAAAGGGGAGUCCGAGGAGGUGUUGGAGACUGGGGACUCGGGGGAGUAUAAUGUAUACAGCACCUUCCAGAGCCACGAGCCAGACUUUGAUUACCUGAAGAGUCUGGAGAUUGAAGAGAAAAUCAACAAGAUUAAAUGGCUGUCACAACAGAAUGCUGCACAUUUUCUCCUCUCCACCAACGAUAAGACCAUUAAACUGUGGAAGGUGAGUGAAAGAGACAAGAGACCAGAGGGAUAUAAUUUGAAAGAUGAGGAGGGCCGCCUCAAGGACAUCUCCACCAUCACCUCCCUGCAGGUGCCAGUACUGAAACCCACAGAUCUGAUGGUCGAGGUCCGCCCCAGACGAGUGUUCUCCAAUGGUCAUACCUAUCAUGUCAACUCCAUUUCGGUCAACAGUGAUGGGGAAACCUACCUGUCAGCUGAUGACCUGCGUAUCAAUAUGUGGCAUCUGGGCAUCACUGACCGCAGCUUCAACAUCGUGGACAUAAAGCCAGCCAACAUGGAGGAUCUCACAGAGGUGAUAACGGCAGCAGAGUUCCACCCUCAACACUGUCACCUGUUUGUGUACAGCAGUAGCAAGGGCACCCUGCGCCUCUGUGACAUGAGGUCUUCAGCGCUUUGUGACAAACACACGAAAUUGUUUGAAGAACCGGAAGAUCCAGGGAGCCGCUCCUUCUUUUCCGAAAUCAUCUCCUCUGUGUCAGAUGUCAAGUUCAGCCACAAUGGACGCUACCUGCUGACCAGAGACUACCUCACCGCCAAGGUGUGGGACUUGAACAUGGACAAAGGCCCUGUGGAGACAUAUCAGGUCCACGAAUACUUAAGGAGUAAGCUGUGCUCACUCUAUGAGAACGACUGCAUCUUUGACAAGUUUGAGUGUGUUUGGAACAGUUCAGACAGCGUAAUCAUGACGGGGGCAUACAACAGCUUCUUCCAGAUGUUUGACAGGGAGACGGGAAGGGGUGUGACCCUUGAGGCCUGGCGGGAGAGCAGCAAGCCACGGGCUGUCUUACGUACCCGCCGGGUUUACACGGGAGGAAAACGUCGCCGCGGAGAUGUAGGCGUCGAUAGCUUGGACUUCAGCAAGAAGAUCCUACACAUGGCCUGGCAUCCGUCAGAGAAUAUCAUCGCUAUAGCAGCAACCAACAACCUGUACAUUUUCCAGGACCGGGUCAACCCGGAGGCAGAGUGACAGGGAUGGGCAACGACGUGAAUAACGGACAAACAUUUUAGUUUGCAUCAGUUGUCACAAAUGCACAGUGAGAAUGGAGGAAUAAACAAUGAACGAUGACAUUCAUUUAAUCCCCGAUCAAUUGUGUGUCUCCUGCCCAUCCAGUACAAUUUUUGGUAAUCGAGGUGCAGGGACAUCUCUCCAUCUACAAGGACCACGAAAUGUUGACUCCUCUCUGCUGUGCUCUACAUGCGUUUGCCAAGACUGGACUAAGUCUGUGUUGGGUAGCAGCACAGCAAGAUUGUUUGAUACUUCGAAAUGAUGGCUAAAAGUGGUGUUGACGUGCCACAAGUAUAACAUCGUGGUAGUGGUGAUCUUGUGGUGACCACAAUAACCGGAAUUUAUUCAUUUUUUUUUUUUUUUUUAAGUUUGGUGACAAUUGCAGCAGAAUCUCUCUUCUUGAAGAGCAGCGCUCUUAAACGAGAUUGCAAGCAAAAAGUGACCCGUCAUCUUGUCCGCCCGUGUUGCAAUAAUAGCAAUUCAAAACACAAUGCGGCAGUAUUUCUGCUUUCAAAUCAUGAGUUCUUCUGCAGGUAACAAAUGUAUACACUUUUUACUGUAUGCUGUAAAUAGUGCGUGUUAUUUUUUAUGCCACUGCCACUUUUGUUUCUCAAGCGCUAAAUGUACGAAAUAGAUUGUUAAAUACAAGUGAACACGAACCUCGUUUAUAGAAGCAACUCAUUAUUCCAGAAGAAUACUUGAUGCAAUAGCUUUGAUAUGUGUUUUGCUGGUUAAACAAAGAAAGGGGUAGUAUGUACAAAUCACCAUUUGAAUUUAUUGUACAGAAUUGCUGUGCUGGGCUUGUGUUGAGUUUUAGAUUGCUGCUAUUUCAAAGUAUUCGCCUUGUGGGGGUGGGGGUAGUUAGGCAGACACCUCGUAUUUAAGGUCAAACUUGCCCACGUUCAGGCCGAUCAAAUGAAAAAUGGGCAUAAGUUGCUUUUUGUAACAAAUGUAGGUUCAAAUGCGAAUGUCAAGCGUACAAUCAUUGAAAUAGAGGAAUCUGAAUAAAUAAGCCCCAAGAGUCAUGAGGGUUCAUGUGCAUGAAGGUGAAAGGUCAUUAUGAAUGCCAUAGCUCAAACAUAAAACGUCAUGGAAAUGUAUCACUGGAAUGAAGGUUGUUUUCGUCGUCACACUUUUUACCUCACAGUGCCGCACGCUACGCUGGGGUGCACCGUUGAAAGCCACAAUGUACAGUAAGGUGUUGUAAUAAGGUGACGUGGACUGAACUGUGUGACCUGGUCACACAUUGAUUGUUUACAGUGAAGUGCUUUGUUUUUAAGUGACCUUGGUCCCACUGCAACUAAUGUAAGUGGUUCGGGAUGUGGGACGGUGUCAGUGCAGGGUUGGAAUGGAUCGUGUUUAAUAAUUGCUGCAAAAUGGGAGUUCGUUGUGUGAAACCAUGCAAAAAAACAAAACAAAAAAAAAAAACAUCUUUUGAACGUGACAUUUUCCUCACUCUUCACACAAUUGUUCACACACAUUUAAACGACAGUAUCCUUACUGGUAUCUGCGAAGUAUCUCGGGUGUAGAACUUGUACUAAAUGGUUUGGCAAAAUAUAAUCCAUCACCUAAAAGAAAAUGGUUUAUGUAAUCGAAAACAUUAUAUAAGUUUCAGGACUUAGCGCUCCAAUGGUGAGUUGAAACCAGUGUCACUUGUGAUUACAUCAUCAUAUACGACCCAAGAGAGGAUUUGUGUUCAGGGGUGCAGCAGCAGCAUGUUGCCACUACUCAAUUGUAUUAUCUAUAAUGCUUACAAAAAUGUUUAAAGAUUGAAGACAAAAAAAAUCUAAUGUGAAUGAUGGAAUGUGCAUUAAUAAAAUGACUCACUCUGA